AGAAAACUAAGGAUGAGUUACUAAUCAUGGUGAUUUACUUUCGAAUGUACUAACGUUUUUAAUCUGUGAUUAUGAAAUUUUCUCUUCCAACAACCAUAUUACGCGCUCUAAAUCACCCUCAAUAUAUAUAAGCCUCCUUCUAUUAGGGUUUCAAACAUCCCCAAUUCGUCUCCUUCCCUGCUCUUUCCUCUCUCCACUUUUUCGUUGAUUUUGGGUGGUUCAGUUCUCUCUCUGUUGGGUAUCAAGAUUUUUGGAUUUUUCUUGCAAUUUAAGGUUUUGAGCUCUUAAAACCCAUUGUGUUCUGGGGGGUCACUUGGGAAAAUUUGAUCUUUUUGCUGAAAAUCUCUUUAUUCACGGCGAUUCUUGGUUCAAUUGUGUUUGUUCUAUUUCUGGGUUUUGGAGGGUUUGGUUCCAAAUUUCCAUUAAAGGGUUCGUUUCUUUGGUGGAAAGUUUGGAACCCAUUUGUGUUCUAGGGUUGUCAAUAGUCCCAAGCUUGAACUUUUGUCAUUACCUCUUGAUUUUUAACAAUUUUAGAAUCCAGUUGGGUUGUCUAUGUCCGGGUGUUGGGUUGCUUGAUUCCAGUUGUCAUUUGAAGGGUUUUUUUUUGGGUUGUCAGUUUGGAUAAACUUGAGUUCUUGGGGAUUGAGCUUUACGUUCCUAUUCCCAUUUGAAGGUUUUUUAAUCUUAUCUAAAUCCAUUUGUAUUCAAGGGGUUUUUUCUUCAGUUGGGGUAGUAUUAAAUCCUUGUCACUAAUCUCUUCAGAAUUCUUUAUUCUGAUUCCAAGUAAUUGAUUCUGCUUCUGGGUUUUUGUGUUGGUUCCAAUUUCCAGUUGAGAAAUUUUCUUGAGGUAAUUGUUGAUGUAAGUUGAGACAUGCCAGCAACAGAUUAUCAAGGAGUCUCAGCAUCUUUCACUAAUUUUGGCCGUUCAAUUCUAAGUAUACGUCGUGAUCAAGUUCAUUCAAUGGACUCAUCAAAUCAUGGGGCCACAAGCCAAGAACUCGAGCUUGAAGCCUUCCAGAGACAGGUAGCUGAAAGGUUUCGUGAUUUGUCUUCUGUCGACUCCAAUGAGCUUCUCUCAGUUUCAUGGAUUCGCAAACUUCUUGAUGUAUACCUCUGUUGCCAAGAAGAAUUCAGGGUCAUAAUGUUUAACAACAGAGGGAACUUCAAUAGAGCCCCGUCAGAUCGAUACAUAUUGGAGUUCUUUGAGAGGAGUGUGAAAGCUUUAGAUGUUUGUAAUGCAAUUCGAGAUGGGAUUGAGCAGAUCAGACAAUGGCAAAAGCAGUUGGAGAUUGUGUUGUGUGCAUUGGACAAUCAGAGGAGCCUUGGAGAAGGCCAAUUUCGUCGUGCCAAGAAGGCAUUGAUUGAUUUAGCAAUUGGAAUGCUUGAUGAGAAAGAUUCCAACACAACUCUUGCUCAGAGAAAUCGGUCAUUUGGGCGUAGUAAUGUGAACAAGGACCACAAGUCAUUGGGGCAUUUUCGAUCAUUGUCGUGGAGUGUAUCAAGGUCUUGGUCGGCUGCUAAGCAGCUCCAAGCAAUUGGGAUAAAUUUGGUUGCUCCGAAAGCCAAUGAAAUUAUGGCCACCAAUGGACUUGUUGUAGCUGUUUUUACAAUGAGCUAUGUGCUCUUCUUCGUAAUGUGGGCUUUAGUGGCCGCGAUACCCUGUCAGGACCGUGGCCUCCAGACCCAUUUUUAUGUGACUAGGCAGUUCAUUUGGGCCGUUCCUAUUCUCUCACUCCAUGAGAGGAUUUUGGAGGAAUCAAAGAAGAGAGAUCGGAGAAAUGCUUGUGGAUUAUUGAAGGAGAUUCGUGAGAUUGAAAAAUGUGCGUGCCAGAUGAAUGAAUUGACUGAUUCUGUUCAGUUCCCCUUGACAGAGGAUAAGGAGGUAGAAGUCAAGCAGAGAGUGAAGGAGCUUGGACUGGUUUAUGAAGCUGUAAAGGAUGGCUUAGACCCAUUGGAGUGCCAAGUGAGGGAAGUGUUCCAUAGGAUUGUGCGCAGUAGGACCGAGGGUCUUGACUCUAUGGGAAGAGCAAACACUCACCAGUAAUACGUUUGUGUUGGUCGAUUCCUGGUUGGCAGUGAAUCUAGAACUUGCAAAUACGUUCGGGAUUUUGGGUUCCUUAAAAUAAAAUGUUUAAGGAGGUAAAUACUUUUGUUGAUCUCAUUGUGUUGUGUAAAGAAAUUAGGAUAUGGAUUGGACCUUUGCGGUACAUGAUGCUGUUUUCCUGUUUGUGUUGUCGCCCUAUAAUCAAAUUUCAGAGUACAAUUGCUACGUGCUGUACCUGUUUUUGUUUCAUGAUUAUGGUUAUAUUAAUAUUACUUUUUUUUUCUGCUAUGUUCGAUAGAAAACUUCCUAUGGUUUUGUGUGAGCAAUUACAUUAGUGUUUUUUUGGGUUUGUUG
Molecule: messenger RNA, 2398 nt
Organism: Ilex paraguariensis (yerba mate)
Lineage: Eukaryota; Viridiplantae; Streptophyta; Magnoliopsida; Aquifoliales; Aquifoliaceae
Source: the annotation of a GenBank genome assembly